GUUUCAACAAGUUGGAGUAAUUUAAAUUUCUUAUGGGGACUGCAUUCAUUUUCCAAGAAGUUGGAUUGAUUCGAAUUGCUUCUGGGGACCGCAGUCAUUUUCAAGAAGUUGGACGGAUUCAAAUUGCUUCUAGGUACCACAAUGGACAUGUUGAAAACUAAAAUAUAUAUUAGAUCAACACUUAUAGCUAAAAGUGUCUCAGCAAGACUUGUCAGUGCUUGCUUCUUCCUCUAGAAUUUAAAGAGCAAAUCAUAUCUUUAAUUGAUCAUUGAUCAGAUGGAGAAAGAAGCCGAAAGUUACACCACCCAGCUCAUAGCAGGGGAUGGUACUUUUAAUGCAGACGGUCUUGAUAAUUUUAUCAAACAAGUUAAACUUGAAGAAUGUGGACGUUCAUAUGCGGUUGUUGCUGUCAUGGGUCCACAAAGCAGUGGGAAAAGCACACUUCUAAAUCUUCUUUUUCAUACCAAAUUUAGAGAAAUGGAUGCUUCAAUGGGAAGGAAUCAGACCACCCAAGGUAUAUGGAUAGCAAGAUGUACUCGCAUUGAACCUUGCACUAUUGUAAUGGAUAUUGAGGGAACAGAUGGACAAGAGCGUGGAGAGGAUGAUACUGCAUUUGAGAAACAAAGCGCGCUUUUUGGGAUUGCCGUUUCAGAUAUAGUGAUUAUAAACAUGUGGUGUAAUGAUAUUGGGCGUGAGCAAGCCGCAAAUAAACCCCUUCUGAAAACCGUGUUCAAGGUUAUGUUGCGUAUAGGUAGUCCACGUAAAACAACUUUAAUGUUUGUUAUACGUGAUAAAACAACAAAGACAUCUCAUGAAAUCCUAGAGUCUAAAUUGAGGACAGAGAUCAGAAAGAUAUGGGACUCUGUUCCCAAGCCGGAAGCCCACAAAUACACCCAUAUGAGUAAAUUCUUUAACGUUGAAGUUGAAUUGCUCUCUCAUUAUGAAUACCAGGAAAAACAAUUUAUGGAAGAAGUGGCAGAUUUGAGACUUAAAUUCAACCAAUCUAUUGCACCUGGUGGUCUAAACGAUGAUAGGAGAGGGGUUGUUCCUGCUUCAGGGUUUUCCGACAAUGCACAAAAUAUCUGGAAACAAAUCAAAGAGAACAAAGACCUUGACUUGCCUUCUCAAAUGAUUAUGGUGUCAACUAUACGUUGUGAAAAAAUUCUUGAAGAUAACUAUUCUUCCUUUGUUGUAAACUACAAGGAUUGGCUUCCAGGUUUCGGAAAGAAGCUUAGUUCACUGCUUGAAAAUUGUUUGUCCAAUUAUGAUCAAGAGGCUAUGGGCUAUGAUGCUAAAGUGGUAUCUGAAAAAAGAAAGCAAUUGGAAGAGAAAGUGGUGCAACAUGUUCUACCAGUCUACAAACUGAUGUUUGAACAGAUACAAUUUGAGGCAGUGGAUAACUUCAAAAUAGCACUUAAGGAUGCCUUGGAUGAAAAACAGGGAUUUGCUCAGGCAGCUCGUAACUGCAAAACAAAGUCGGUGGGACGAUUCAAGGAAUUAUGUGAAGAUGCCAACAUUAAUCAAGCUAAUUGGGACUCUGCUAAAAUGAGGGAUAAACUUAGCCACGAUUUGGACCAGCAUAUUGCUAAAGUUCGAACUGUCAAAAUAGAUGAAAUUACUACACUUUUUGAGUCGGAGCUUAAGGAGGGUAUAUGUACUUCCAUGGAAGCUCGUUUUGAAGAAGUCCCGAGUAACCUUUGGCAUGAAAUAAGAAAUCAUCUUAGUGUUGUAAAUGCGACAAUUGUCUCCACGUCCUAUAUUAGACUUUCUGAAUUUGAAAUGGAUCAACAAGAAAUUACAGACGUGAUUUUAAAGUUGAAUAAUUAUGUCAAAAGACAAGUUGAAAUGAUAGCAAAAACUGAAGCUGGCAAAGUAUUGGGCCGCAUGAAGAAGAGAUUUGAAGUUGAAUUCAAUCAUGAUGAAAAUACUUCAAUGCCACGCCAAUGGACCAAAAAGGAUGAUAUGUUUGAUAUAUUUCUAAGAGCAUUGGGUUCUUCUAUAACGUUGCUCAUUCUGAUGACUGCAAUUCAAUUGGAUGACGACAAUUAUGAUUCAAUCAAGAAUGAACUUUGGCCCAUACUAGAAGUGGAGGGGACAAACACUGCCCUAUUGCCCUCAAGCACAUGGGAAAAGAUUCCAGCUGCAGAUACACUUAUAACUCCUUUUCAGAGUAAGUUGUUGUGGGACCAAUUCAAAAGUGAAAUCGAGUAUAUCAUCAACAAUGCUGUUGCUUCCAAGAAAGCUUAUUCGAGUUUGAAAGCCAAGUUAGGUCGGGCUUUUUCAAACUUAUUUGCAAUGGUAGAGUUGGGAAAAAUGGUGCUAGCACUUUAACUAGAUGAGUACAAACUGGGAGGUGAUAUCCAAGACUAAUAUCCAAUUAAGAAUCACCUACCAUACUCUUCCCCGGCUGUUCAGAAAUGUGAAAAAGACAUUUAUGUUUAUUUGCAAAAUUUCACAUGUUUUAAUAAUGAUAUUGUAUUACGGUUUCCAUUUAAAAAUACUCUUUUAUCGUAUACUCAUGUUGCUGUACGUAUAAAAACAUGAUUUGUAGUUUCCUUUUAUGUUUGAUAACUCAAUGAGUUCAUCAAGUUUAUCGCGGAGGAA
This is a messenger RNA of Helianthus annuus (common sunflower), 2604 nucleotides long. RefSeq names its product protein ROOT HAIR DEFECTIVE 3. NCBI's taxonomy places the organism in Eukaryota, Viridiplantae, Streptophyta, Magnoliopsida, Asterales, Asteraceae. The coding region runs from base 277 to 2331 and encodes 684 amino acids. Gene Ontology annotation, cellular component: endoplasmic reticulum. Gene Ontology annotation, molecular function: GTPase activity; GTP binding. The record is from RefSeq and is a predicted model, not a curated record. The transcript has 21 exons. Gene Ontology annotation, biological process: endoplasmic reticulum membrane fusion.